UUUCAGCUGUAUAGAAUCAAGGGAUAACAUUUCAGGCCAUCUGGAGGCCCCUUGAAGUCUUCUUCCCAAAGGCAUCCAGGGAAGACCUUUUCUCUCCAUGGCCUCGAGUUUUCUUAGGAUUUCCUUGAGCCUAGCUAGUUCUUCUUCUGUUGCUGAAAAUCUUCCACUGGAUGGAGGAAAAAGAGGAGUUGGCAGGAAGGAGACUUUGUGGCUGGAGCUGUGCCUGUCUUUGCAUCUCAUCAUGGGCUCUACCGAGGGAACCAUGUUUGGGUCUGACCCAGUGGCCCUCUAAUAUGGGGAAAGGGUUCAGUUCCUUCCGUGAUUCCUUCCUUCUCUUAUCCUGUCCUUCUGUGUUUCUUCCCUUCCAUCUUUCCUUUCUUCUUUCCUUUUUCACUUUGUUUACCUUGAGCCAGAGGUAUGCGGCUUCAUGUCUAACCUUUUGCUUCUUCUUUCUUGACCAGGACAUGAGAGUUCUCUGUUCCCAUCCCUGCCGUGAUGGGAAACGAACCAGCUUCUAGUAGAUAUUAAGGCAUUUGGAAACCAAAGUGCAGUAAGGAAACCAGUCCUCUAGGAAAAAGGAUUCCUCUCAAGGGGCUGAUCCUGCAGAAUUCCUACAUUCACUUUGGAUUAUACAGUAGAACCAUAGAGUCGGAAGAGACUGCAUGAGGCACCCAGUCCAGGCCUCUGCCGUGCAGGAAAAGCGCAAAGUACCCCUGACAGAUGAGCAUCUAGCCUCUGUUUAAAAGAUUCCAAAGGAGCUUUCACUACAUUUUGAGGCAGAGAGUUCCACCGCUGAACAACUCUUACAGUCAGGAAGUUCUUCUUAAUGUUCAGAUGGAAUCUACUUUCCUGUAAUUUGAACCCACUGCUGUGAGUGAUCAGAAAGGGAAAAACAAGAAUCAAGUGUCCAUUUUGGAAUUAAAUGUACAUAGCACUAUUGACAUGGAGGAGAAAGCAUAUAAAUGUAUCGAAUGUGGAAAGAGCUUUAGUCAGCAUGGAAAGCUGAAGAGACAUCAAAGGACUCACACUGGGGAGAAACCCUAUAACUGCCUGGAGUGUGGACAGAACUUUGCUCAUAGUUCAGGCCUACGUUCACAUCAAAGGACUCACACUGGGGAGAAACCCUAUAAAUGCCUCGAAUGUGGACAGAGCUUCUCUCAUAAUUCACAUUUAUAUAGACAUCAAAGGACUCACACUGGGGAGAAACCCUAUAACUGCCUGGAGUGUGGACAGAGCUUUGCUCGUAGUUCAGGACUACGUUCACAUCAAAGGACUCACACUGGGGAGAAACCCUAUAAAUGCCUCGAGUGUGGACAGAGCUUUGCUCGUAGUUCAGGACUACGUUCACAUCAAAGGACUCACACUGGGGAGAAACCCUAUAACUGCCUGGAGUGUGGACAGAGCUUUGCUCAUAGUUCAGGACUACGUUCACAUCAAAGGACUCACACUGGGGAGAAACCUUAUAAAUGCCUCGAGUGUGGACAGAGCUUCUCUCAUAAUUCACAUUUAUAUAGACAUCAAAGGACUCACACUGGGGAGAAACCCUAUAACUGCCUGGAGUGUGGGCAGAGCUUUGCUGUUAGUUCAGGUCUGCGUUCACAUCAAAGGACCCACACUGGGGAGAAACCUUACAAAUGCCUGGAGUGUGGGCAGAGCUUUACUCUGAAGGGAAACUUACAAACACAUCAAAGAACUCACACUGGGGAGAAACCCUAUAAAUGCCUGGAGUGUGGACAGAGCUUCGCUCGUAGUUCAGCACUACGUAGACAUCAAAGGACUCACACUGGGGAGAAACCCUAUAACUGCCUGGAGUGUGGCCAGAGCUUUGCUCGUAGUUCAGGACUAAGUUCACAUCAAAAGACUCACACUGGGGAAAAACCAUAUAAAUGCCUGGAGUGUGGACAGAGCUUUACUCAGGGGGGACAUUUACGUUCACAUGAAAGGACUCACACUGGGGAGAAACCCUAAAAAUGCCUGGAGUGUGGACAGAGCUUUGCUUG
Messenger RNA from Anolis carolinensis (green anole), 2000 nucleotides. Its product is annotated as zinc finger protein 436-like. The transcript has a single exon. Gene Ontology annotation, biological process: regulation of transcription by RNA polymerase II. Gene Ontology annotation, cellular component: PcG protein complex; chromatin; transcription regulator complex. The record is from RefSeq and is a predicted model, not a curated record. Gene Ontology annotation, molecular function: RNA polymerase II cis-regulatory region sequence-specific DNA binding; DNA-binding transcription factor activity, RNA polymerase II-specific. NCBI's taxonomy places the organism in Eukaryota, Metazoa, Chordata, Lepidosauria, Squamata, Anolidae. The coding region runs from base 943 to 1968 and encodes 341 amino acids.